AUGCACCCGGGUUUUCAAGGCGUUAAUCAACCAGCACGUGGAGUUCCUCAUCGGCCACGACGGGAAGGGGAGGAUGAGGGUCCAGAUUACUUGCUUGCCUUGGGUGACGGGCUGAGGGCUUUCUUGGACAUGAAAGGCAGUUUUGGGAUGCCGGAGGCUCUUGCACAGAGGGAGAAGGUGAAGGCGGGUAAGUACAGCAUGGUGAAGAAGUGGCAGUGGAACGACACAGAUGCACCUCACCUGAUGCGCUUCGCCCAUGUCAACGGAGAUGGUGGCGUGCGUUGCAACGGAGGCUUUAUCCUCUUCCCCCUCCCCCCUUUCCCCUUUUCCUCUCCCCCUUUCGCCCUCCUUCCCCCCCUCCCCCCCCCACCAGCAUGUCAACGGAGAUGGUGGGCGUGCAUAGCAGCGGAGGCCCUCUCAAUAUUGGAGAAGGUGCACGAGCGAGGCUACGUGCAUGGAGACGUGAAGCCGGAGAACUUUCUUCUCGGGCAGCCCGGGACUUCCGAGGAAAAGAAGCUGUACCUGGUUGACCUGGGUUUAGCAACGAGGUGGAGGGACAGCAACACGGGGCAGCACGUGGAGUAUGACCAACGACCAGACAUCUUCAGUCGCAGGGACGAGCUGGAAUCACUGGCAUGCACACUCGCCUUCCUGCUGUCCCCAUCACCCGCACCCUGUGCUAUGUGCUUCUUCUUCCUCUUUCACAGGGGCACGGUGCGCUAUGCAUGCGUCCACGCACACCUGGGGCGCACGGGCAGUCGCAGGGAUGACUUAGAGUCACUGGGCAUACACACUCGUCUUCCUGCUGCGAGGAAGACUGCCCUGGCAGGGCUACCAGGUGCAGAGGGCGACAACAAGGGUUUCUUAGUGUGCAAGAAGAAGAUGAGCACGUCGCCCGAGAUGCUCUGCUGCUUCUGUCCGCCGCCCUUCAAGCUCUUCCUCGAGUACGUCGUCAGCCUCAAGUUCGAUGAGCGCCCCGACUACGCCAAGUGCGCCGCCAUGUUCGACCCAUCCUCUCCCCAACCCAGCACUACUGCCUCUCAACACAGAGGGAGCACGCUCUCUCAAGGUGCAGGUGGGGCAGAAGAGGGGGCGGGGCGAGGGGGGCGAGGAGGAGGCGGAGGAGGAUCAGCUGAGGAAGAAGAUCCGCCUCGGCAUGCCGGCCACCCAGUGGAUCUCUGUUUACAGCGCCAGACGGCCUAUGAAGCAGAGCGGAACUCGCGCCUGGCACAGCACGUGGAGAAGGGCAACGAGGACGGGCUGCACAUCAGCAGCGUGGCGUCGUGUCAGAACCUCUGGGCGCUCAUCAUGGACGCGGGCACCAACUUCACAGCGCAGGUCUACGACCUCUCGCACGUGUUCCUGCCCAAGGUAAGUGCUUUGUCUCUGGCCAAGGAGUGGAUCAUGGAGCAGUGGGAGAGGAACUUCUACAUCACAGCAGUGGCGGGCCGCCAGCAACGGCAACUCCCUCGUUGUCAUGUCCAAAGGUGCUUUCCACUUGCUCCAUCUUUCAGUGCUCUACAGUGCCCCCUCUCUCUCCCUUGCCGCCUUCCUCCUUCCCACCCCCUCCCAGGCAUGCCAUACACGCAGCAGUGGUACAAGGUCAGCGACAGCUUUCCGUUCAAGUGGAUCAACAACAAGUGGCGCGAGGGCUUCUACCUUCAAGUGGUGGAGCUGGACUUUCUGUAUCCCAGCGAGGGCAUUCACAGGCGGUGGGACAUGGGUAUCGCAUCACAGCCACCGCUGCACGUGGGACCAGGCUGCCUUCCUUCUCAGUGUGCCGCGCAGACGACCCGCGGAUGA
This is a messenger RNA of Closterium sp. NIES-65, 1803 nucleotides long. The record is from the annotation of a GenBank genome assembly. NCBI's taxonomy places the organism in Eukaryota, Viridiplantae, Streptophyta, Zygnematophyceae, Desmidiales, Closteriaceae.